CAACCCGCACGUCGGCACGCACGCACAGCACUUGCAGCACGCACACGCCCACGCCAGCCCGCGGGGCAUGGAGCGCAUGGACGAGUCUCAUCACCAGCAUCACACGGCCAUGUCGCUGUCGCCGUCCGACUAUAAGGGCAUUCAUCCCAAUUUCACGCACCCGUUCAGUAUCAACAACAUAAUCUCGCAGGAGGGCAAGUACGAGAAUUUGCCGCCGUAUUCUGGCUACGGAUCGCUCGGAACUCUGUCUAACAUCAAGGGCGAGGCGCAGAACAUGAUGACCGGCAUGCAUUCUGCCGACCCGGGCGGUUACUACCUGCACGGCGGAUACGCGACGCACUCGGCAGCGAACCUGUGAGCGCUAGCAACGGGACUCGAACAGUGAGGUCAUACGUGUAACUAUAUGCGGCUUGGAACUCUCGUGUCAGUCGUGUAAGCUCCAGUGUGCGUGUGCGCGCAGAGUCGAUCGCAUUCGCAGCGACAUGGACUCGGUUUGAAGAGAUUCCGAAGUGCGCCUAUAUAGAUACUACCGGGUCAAAUCUGUGAGCUUUGUUUAUAUUUAUUACUUGUGAAGUGACGUUGAAAAUAAUGUGUAGGCCUGUUUUUGUACGGGACAGUUUUGCUUUCGGUAGCAGCGUAUAAACGUGUCCGUACUUUGCAUUGUGCCGAGUGCUCUAUUCUCUUUCCAUUAGUGUUGUAAAUACGUGACAUUCAGCAUAAGAUUAGUGCCAUAUCAUUCGACGGCAACCAGAAGUUUACUCCGAAACGCCAGAACUCUGAAUCAAGAAAGACCUCAGUGAAUUUACAAUCGGCUGGGCAUGCUUCAUUUCCGCCUCUCCGUUUCGCUAUUAUAUAUGGUUUUCGUUCUCGAUAGCGCGCAUCUAUCUGUAAAUUCUACCGCGUCGCACUUUGGACCACAAGCUGGCGAUAGCAGCAGCGUCUGUUAGUUCGACUUACAUGAGCAGACGCCGCGGGAUGUGACAAGCUCUGUGAUUGGCUGCAGCUGAUGGACAGGUGAGAGCGAGGCUUGAGUAGGUGUAGUGUAAGGGCGUUACCGUUGAUGCCAUAGCCUGUGGCGCUGCAGCUCAUUUGCAUACCAAAGCAGAGGGCGGGGCUCUCGAAUUUAAUCGUAUUUGCGAAGGGUCAACUAUGAUCGUUUGUAUUUGAGUUCUCGGGUUGGAGAAUACAGCAUGCUCGCAUCCGUACGCUGUCUAAACCCACGUCUGCCGGAAAAUUCACGCCGAACCGCGUCCAGCGCGUUGUCGCAAGCUUCGUAUUUCGGACUGCGGGAAUAACCGUCGCUGCUGCCGUGUGCUAAACACUAGCAUGAGCGGCUCGCUGUCGCAUAGGCCAUACUCGCCGGCGUCGACGAUGAGCGUUAUGUCGAACUAUAGCGGAUCCGUUCCAUCGAUGUCGAUGGCUAACAUGACGAACGCGGGAUACACGCCGCAGGGCUACAGCCCCAGCUCGAAUAUGACUGCCGGCAUGGGAAGUAUGAACACUCUCGGGAUGGGAGGAGGUUACAUGAACAUGAACGGUCAGCAGUAUCAGCCGAAUGCGAUGGGCUUGCCUCCCUAUCAGCAUAUGAAUAAUGUGAACAUGCCGGCGACCAUGGCCGGACACUGUAUGCAAUCGCCUCCGACGUCGUACAACAAUCUCAGUGUUUCGCCAGUGCCGGAGGAUGCUGGAGGCGGCCCGAUGCGAAAUCGCAGCGAGAAGGGCUACCGUCGCGCCUACACGCAUGCCAAGCCGCCCUACUCCUACAUCUCUCUGAUCACGAUGGCCAUUCAGCAGUCAGCCAACAAGUGUCUUACGCUGAACGAGGUCUAUCAGUUCAUCAUGGAUCUGUUUCCGUUCUACCGCCAGAAUCAGCAACGCUGGCAGAACUCGAUCCGCCACAGUCUAUCGUUCAACGACUGCUUCGUUAAGGUGCCGCGCACGCCCGACAAGCCGGGCAAGGGCAGCUUCUGGACGCUGCACCCGGACUCAGGCAAUAUGUUCGAAAACGGCUGCUACCUGCGCCGCCAAAAACGCUUCAAGUGCCGAGAACAGGACGUAAACAAGGCGAAAAAGUCAAAGAAAACCAAAGAUGCUUCCGUCGCCGACACAAACGGACAGAUAUCGAGUCCCGGCGGAAUCAGCGACGGCGGCGGCAGCGGCGGUGUCGGUGCGAGUCCAUCAGCAGGUACUAUGACAAUCAACAACAACACCUCCGCCGUUUCCAGCGCCUCAACGUCGUCCUCGGUUGCCAACAGUCUCGGCUCGUCGGUUGACCGCAGAGACAACCACGCGACGGCCGCCGCCCUCGCGCAGCCGAAAGCCGAGCCUCCCGACAACCGCAUGAGUCCGCGCGGCGGCCCCCCCAACUAUCAGGAGGCGAAGUUCCAAGAGCUGCACACGACGUCGGCGAUGUCGGUGCGCUCGCCGAUGGAGAGCAUGCACCCCGUCCAGCUAGCGGCGUCGCGGCACGUCGCCGAGUCGCCCUACCACCACCAGAUGCACCACCACCAGUCGAUGGAGCUCUACAAGUCGGCCCACCAGCAGCAGAACUUCACGCAUCCGUUCUCGAUCAACAGCAUCAUUUCGCACGAGCAUGGCGACGGCAAGUACGAGAAUAUGCCGCCGUUCUCGCAAUACAGCACUCUGUCGACGCUGACGAGCGUCAAAGACUCCAGUAUGGUACCGAUGGACUAUAACAGCUACUAUCACGGCGGGUACGCGACGCACAGCAAUGUGAGUAGCCUAUAAUGCCGAUAGCGAACCCUCCCGUGCGCGUUCCAACGUGAACGCGGGGUAUAGUCGCGACAGAUACACCCCCGCGAGAAUUCGUGCGGCUACCGUGGUCUUUGUAACUCCCUGACUUGUUAAGAAUUUCCAUCCGAAGAUGCUGUACAUCCAAAGUGGUCAAACUAGUGCGAGUUAAUUGGAUUUUGACAGUUUUCCGUUCAGAAAAGAAGAAUUUAAUUUUCCUGGUUAAAUCAAUAGAGUUGAUAUUAGGUCAGGAAGGAGAGAAAAGCCGCGUAUUCUAUGAUUAAGAAUCUUAAUCAUCUGAUGAGAAGCGACGGAUGGGCUGUAAGGAAAAAAAUCGAGUAUGAUUUUAAGUGGUUCUUCAAACCGGACCCUCGUUCAGCUUUAACUCAGGAACUAAACAGCAGUUAAACAGCACAUGAAGUUGUGUUCCUCCACCCUAUGUAUACAUACUGCGUGCUAUGGAGUCUGGUAUUAUAUAUACGGUAUGUAAAUAAGUUCAGCGUUUUACUUCGAGUAUUUCCAGCUAAUUUUAAUACGUAGAAAGAAAUAUUACUGUCUAGAUUGAUUCGUUGUUCUAAAUAUGCAUUAUAAUAUAUUAUAGUCACGAUUUUGUAAAGAAAUUGUCUCUGCAUGUGAUUCCAUGAGAAAUUUGUUGUUAUUAUAUAUAGAGUGGAACGCUUGCGCUUUAAAUUGUGUUUUGUGAUCAUAUGGAGAAUAGCGAGAUGGCGAUGCGUGAACUACGUAAAAUUAAUACAGAUAAAAUUCGCAGCAAAUUAUUUUUCAUUGGAAUAGAUUUCCAACUUUCUUCGUAUUAUCAGAAAUCGUUGUUCUGUGGAUUUUCUAAAUGCUGGUUGUAUUAUCAAGCGCAUAUAUAGUGUGGUCUCCAGCGGCUAGUAUGUCAGCGUGCGCGCAAACAAUCGGCCGUUAAAUAUAAUAUUCGCGAAACAAAACCUAAUCAAUUGAAAAUUGUAUAAUUAAUAUAUGCGACCGUCUCGGUAUAAGAUAGACAAGUUGCCUGUGAAAUAUACUUUUACGCGAGAGUAUUCGAAUUUGUAUUAACUGAAAUACGUUGUGUCGACGCAUGCGAUGAAUUUAGCUGUCGAGUGUUUUUAUUAUUCACGUUUUCUGUUGCGCUCGAUGAGGUUUAGUUAAUUAUGCGUUGUCAUAUGUUAUUUUUCAGUUCUGCAAUUUGAAAAUGUUUAAAAUACAAGCAAUAAUUUGAAAAAAAA
Messenger RNA from Priapulus caudatus, 3980 nucleotides. Its product is annotated as forkhead box protein A2-A-like. Gene Ontology annotation, biological process: anatomical structure morphogenesis; cell differentiation; regulation of transcription by RNA polymerase II. Gene Ontology annotation, molecular function: RNA polymerase II cis-regulatory region sequence-specific DNA binding; DNA-binding transcription factor activity, RNA polymerase II-specific. Lineage: Eukaryota; Metazoa; Priapulida; Priapulimorpha; Priapulimorphida; Priapulidae. Bases 1327 to 2748 code for a protein of 473 amino acids. The record is from RefSeq and is a predicted model, not a curated record. The transcript has a single exon.